This is a messenger RNA of Caenorhabditis briggsae, 540 nucleotides long. RefSeq names its product Protein CBR-MRPL-14 (gene Cbr-mrpl-14). NCBI's taxonomy places the organism in Eukaryota, Metazoa, Nematoda, Chromadorea, Rhabditida, Rhabditidae. The transcript has 3 exons. Gene Ontology annotation, biological process: translation. Gene Ontology annotation, cellular component: mitochondrion; ribosome. The coding region runs from base 1 to 540 and encodes 179 amino acids. Gene Ontology annotation, molecular function: structural constituent of ribosome. The record is from RefSeq and is a predicted model, not a curated record.
AUGGCCAAUCUACCGAGCAGCAGCGGAAUGCUCUCUCGAUUACUAUCGAACGUUUUCAACACAUCAAUAGCUUCAAGAUGCAGUGCCUCAGGCAGAUGGUGGCCACAACCAGAAUACGAGUUGUCAAAGCAUCGAACCAGAGCUCCGAGCAUGGGAAUUCAUCGCAGAACUCGCUUAAACGUGGUUGACAACUCGGCUCUUGGCAAGGAAGCUGACACGACUGGAAAGUUGCCGUACUGUAUUCACGUCUACAAACAAGGAAGACGUGCAAAGCACAUGCCGCAUGCCGAACUAGGAGACAAGAUCCUUGUCGCGAUUCGAGGUCAAAUGCGUAAAGCCUACGUAGUCGGAGCCAACACCCAUGCACACUAUAGAAAGCAUGGCGUCCCGGUGACUGACAAGAAUAUGAUUGUGUUGCUGGAUGAAGAAGGAAAUCCGCUCGGUAACAGAAUCACUGCUCCAAUUCCAACGAAGCUUAUGGCGAAUAGAGGAAGUGUGCAGUUCUCGAAAGUCCUUGCCUUGGCCAAUAAGUAUAUCUGA